Messenger RNA from Haemonchus placei, 1704 nucleotides. NCBI's taxonomy places the organism in Eukaryota, Metazoa, Nematoda, Chromadorea, Rhabditida, Trichostrongylidae. The record is from the annotation of a GenBank genome assembly.
UCGUUGUUUGUAUUGAUUGUUUACUUUCAGAUCGUUUAUCAAGUCUUCCAGCUAUGUCUGAGUGCUUUAAAGAAAUGGAGCACUGUCGUAGAUGUCCCAUUUGGUUUCCCGAAAUUCGAAGCAAUGUCAAUUUUCAAUAUAGUUACAGCUUCUCUUUCCUUUCUCUUCUGCCUCCUCAGAAACUUGCCCUUCGGAAUGAUUGGUCAACUUCUAGAAAUAUUCAACAUAACCUCGAUUGUGCCCGAUCGUAUUCAAUACCGUUUGUUCUAUACCAGAUGGAUGUACUUUGUCAUUUUGCCGCAGCAAUUCAAAUCCUUCAAACAAUAUGAAGCCGUAGAGAUUUUCGGUCACAAAGGUCUACAAUUUUUCUUAAAUUAUGCCCUCAGUCCACAAGGUGCUGACAUUCAGGUGAGUCAGUCAUAUAUGUCAACUGUUACUUCUUCACUCUCUUCUUUUGAAUCUAGUCGUCCAGCAUCACGAGAGGAAGACAAACCAUCAAGGAAGCGCACUAAGUUUUUUCCUCUUAUUCCCGAUAGGACGUUUUCACGGUCCGUCCAUUCAGAAGGCGGAUCCGACACUGAUCCUUGUGACGCAAUAAAUCUAGACGUUUGCAGAGGAGAGACUGCAAGGAUCGAGGAGAAGAAUGGGAUAAUUGAAUUCAAAGUUAUUGGAAAUUCGUUGGAACCUUUCCAAGAUCGUGAAACAACAGUCUCGCUAUUGCAACUACAAAGCCUUUUUUCGGUUCAGCUACCUAAAAUGCCAAAGGAGUACAUAACCCGUUUAGUCUUCGAUGACAGGCAUAGGAAUAUGGUGUUACUCAAGAAAGGCAAAGGAGUUAUCGGCGGGAUAUGUUUUCGUCCGUUCCCCACGCAAGGCUUCAUAGAGAUAGUUUUCUGUGCUAUCACUGCAAAUGAACAGGUGAAAGGUUACGGUACGCAUCUGAUGAAUCAUCUGAAGGACUAUCAAGUGAAGUGUGGAAACUACCAUCUACUGACUUUUGCAGACGAAUUUGCCAUCGGAUAUUUCAGUAAACAAGGAUUUUCGGAGAAAGUUGAAAUGCCCAAGAAGUUAUAUCAGGGUUACAUUAAAGAGUAUGAAGGUGCUACGUUAAUGGGUUGCCAACUCCAUCCUCAAAUGCGUUAUACAGAAUUCUCGUCUUAUAUGAAGUGUGUCCGUGAUUUGCAUCAAGCCAUGAGCGAAGUGAAAUAUCCCAAUAAGACGCGCAAGUACGGUGGGAUAGAGCACAUUUUCCGUUAUCAUGGUGGUAAUGGGCUGCGAUUCAAAGAUAUCCCUGGACUCGAGAGUUACAAUGAUGAUGAUAGUCCCGCGAAAGAUGAUGAUCUGGAAAGCAAGAUAAAGCUCAUUCUGAAGAAGCUCAACGCUGAUAAGUGGAGUUGGCCAUUUAUUGCGCCAGUUGAUGGGGAAAUGGUUCCUGAAUACUAUGACUAUAUCGAAUAUCCAAUUGAUCUCAAAACAAUGGGUGAUCGCCUUCGAGCGAAGUACUAUGUCCACCAGCACUUAUUUAUUGCUGACCUAUGCCGCAUGUUUGCCAACUGUUACAGCUUCAAUGGAGUGGAUACAGAGUAUUAUCGAUGCGGGUAUCGACUGAACAAACUUGCUCUGGAAUUGGUAACAAAACAUUUCCCGUCAUCUCCUCUUCGUCCCACACUACCAGAACUGAAACCCCUGCUUGAUGAACAUUGA